UUUCCCAUAGAGUUUAUGUACUUCAUUCCCACAUGAUGGUGUAUCACUCCCACACAUAUUGAUACACUGCCAUGGUAUCUACGGUCCUUCCUAAAGCUAAAGUAAUAUAGGAGAGUAUUAGUGCCCUCAGUCAUUAAGAACCUCCCAUAUUAUUAUAUAGGAGAGAUUUAGUGCCCUCAAUCAUUACACAUUAUCCAUAUUAUUAUAGGAGAGACUUAUUGCCGAGCAUUAAGCGUAUCCCAUAUCAUUAUUGGAGAGACUUAGUGCCAUCAAUCAUAAAGCAUAUCAUAGGAGAGAUUUAGUGCCGAGCAUUAUAUACCUGGGGAAAUUGUUUAAUGCAUGUGCAUUAUAAAACUGCCUCAUAGUAUAUAGGAGAGAUAUACUGCCGAAGCUCUCCUAUAUACUUGGGGCACUAUUUUCAUUUAGUGACAUAUUAUCCGGACCCGAAUAACCAAUGAAAACAUUACACAAUGACAAUGAAUAGACAAUGAGCAAUGCACUCUAAUUUAUGGCCAAUAUUUGUGAAACGGCCUUAACCAACCUGAGUGCCUCCGCUUGAUAAUGUUAUUGUCGAUUUAGUCUUAUUUUUGUGUCUUUCACUCUGUCUUUCUGUGUAAGUACCGUGUAAUUAGCUCUACACGCGACCUUUAUUCGAGGUAAAGCUACAUAUUUGAAGCUGAGGUGAUCCUUUACCGGUCUCUAGUAAAAGUAGAAUUGUAGUUUGUUGCUUCUUUAUUGUGUGUAACUGAACACUCCUCUACAUGGUUUGUAUACAUCUAUUUAUGUCAUGCAGCCGAGGGUUAGAACUUUAGUGCUCUAUAAACGCCUUGUUAUGUUUCGGGCAUGGGCAGUAUAUGAUCGACUUGUAUACAGUAUUGAUUUUCAUGUGUGGCAGUUGUGCAUGUGUUCUGGCUUUUCUUCCUCUCCUUGUUUUGUUCCGCCAUGCAUGGGGGUAUAUGUACCUCUUUCUUAGGCUAUAGAGAGUUGACAGUUCUUCGGUUAUCUUGUGUGGGUGGGAAAUAUUUUUGUUGGUAACAAAGGCGUUCCUCUUCCAGUAGGAGAUUUUGCCCUCUGAAUUAGAUUAUGAAUUUUUUUUAACAUGUUUUCUGGUUGCAUGUUCGUAUAUUCUCUCAUGUACUAUUGUCUGUCUUGAUCUUCAUUUAAGUUGAGUGUCAAACGUUACAGUGUGAGUGGUGAUAAUUAUUACAUGUACUUCGUAGAUUUUGCUUAAUACAAUAGACUUAGACAGUUACCCCAAAAUGCAGUAAAAAUGUAAACAUAUCCUAAUUUUCAUGACGUUGUUUAUUCCUACAUGUACAAACCAUAUUUAUGUUAUACUAAUUGUCCACUAUAAUUAUACUUUAUGGCAGUAAACCUCUGAGGCCAAAGAUUUACAUUGCCAUAAAUUCGAAUGUAGUGGACUAUAAGUGUUAUAAUUAUACCCACUGAAAUGAAAAACAAUUGCUACCUAAGCUAUACCUCACCUUGGAUAGAACUAGCUAACAGAACGGCAAGCUUGUUUGUAUAGCUUGUAGACAUUACUAAGCUUCUAUCCAAGUAAUAUGAGCCCCACUCAUUUUCCAGCCUUAAUUCCUGGUGUUUAGCGAGCCCCACCCAUCUGUGCCUCGGUGCGCAGCAAGGUAGUUGGUAGUGCGCCUGCGUGUAGACUGCUACAGCUGCUCAUGCAAGUGCAACUGGAGAUUCUCUGUGGGCUCCUAGUCAUGUUUCCAGGAUUUUUGGUUUGUGGCGUGGUGCGUGGUUCUUGAGUUGUGCCUAUAGUUCGCUUACUACAUGUAUGAGGGUGUAGCAAAAUGAUUUUCAUUUGCUUCAUUAUACUUGUGCACCCGCAUAAUGCUCUGCUAUUGCUAUUGCUUAUUCCAUAUGCCCUGCCUGUGUGCCCUGUACGCCAUAAUUAUAUACUGCCCUGCUGAGGCUGCUCUAUAAUGUACUGCUCUAUACAGCGACACAUGCAUCAGUAGCGACUUCCACUCUGACAUGGAGUCACGCGGUGAGCACACAUUUUCCUGUACUCGAUUUGCCCUCACAAUUUCGUAAGGCACUUUCCUGGGGGGCUUACAUUACGCUGGUCAUAGCGCCAGGAUCCGCUCGGUCGAGGACCUUACUAUUGUACAACUCUCUGCUGACACUGAUUUUGCUCCCUAUUGGUAUUACUUUGCCUCAAUCAAUAAUUAUUAUGCAGCAGGCUAAUGCAGGGGGUUGGACAAUUCGUCAAUCCUUCCCAGCAUCUUUACUUCGUUCCAUAGCGCUCACUUGAUCUGUACAUGUGUUCAUGCUUCAAUUCCUUGGGGGUAGGACUUUCGUCCGAUGGGCUAUGACUGGUGGCUAGGCCACGUCUUUACCCCCAAGUAGUUAAUUAGGGGAGCAAUAUAAUUAUUAGAAAUGUCUUAUUAUUAUUUAACCAGCGGGGUUGCAUUCCUCUAAUUAAUUAGAUACGUAACACCGCACAACCCUCACAAACACAAGAGUAUAUAGGCAUUCGCUGUUUCUCACAUGCCAUAUCUCAUUAAACAAGCAAAUUUCAAGGCAAACUGGCCAAUAGUACAUUGCCCAUGGCCACACGGAUCACAUAUUCUGCUCGGCCAACAAACACCAUGGCACACCUAAAAGAACAGCAUAAAAGUCUAGGCCGUUUGACAUAGACUCGCCUUCCUUGGGGUAAGGGACUGGUGGAUUGCCUAUCUAAGAAUUUUGCCGUUACCUGUAUCUAGUAAUGACCAAUCAGAGUGCAGUAUCAAUGUCAUGUGACAUUCUUACGCCCACGGUUAGUUUCUUUGUGGUAGAAUAUAUGACAAUCAAUCAGGAUGAGCAAGACUGUGCUAGUGCAAAAUGAAAUGAGCAAGCAGGGACGGUGAGCUUAGCAAAACUUUUAGUAUGUAGAUGAUUUGCACCACUUGUCUUGAUCCGGCUUACAUUGCUAUUUUUGAAAUCUAGAGUAUAUGGGGAUGGACAGUAGCCUUAUACUACCAGUUCUCAUAAUUUCUAGGUUUCUUUUCCACAAACUAAGCAAGGGGAGCUUAUUUGUAACCAUUUGCAACCCACUCACGUCAGACAUUGGUAAAAUACAAACCAUAGGAUGAUGUCAUACAUGAUGUCCUGCAACUCAUUAAAAUUCCAUCGGCACAACUCUCAGAUACAUGUAGGCAAUCCACCAGUCCCUUAUCCCAAGGAAGGGCUGGCUAGCGAGUCUACGUUCGACAUACACUGUUAGUGGAAACGGGAAACGAGUUUGACCACAGGCUUGGCUGAAAGAUCUUGAUGCAUACAUUUUGUAGGAAGUUCUAUUGAGUUCUUGAAAGAACCAGACGAGCUUAACAGCUUCCUAUGAAUAAAUUUAGAGAGAAAAUCUGCAAUACUGACACACACAAUAUAGUGAGGCCCAUCCCGAAUGUGGACGGCAGUAGUCAUCAACCCUUGAUCUUCUCACUAGCCAUAAUAGCGCUUACUCAGCUGCUGCGAUAACCCUUACUACAGUACUACCUCGUGCAUUUGAGGCAAACCACCGGGACAUUUUUGCCGCAAAAUUGUGCACCUUCGUGGGGUCAGUGUUAUAGUGGUUCCCUGGUGGCUAGAUAAGUCGCGUGGUCAUUAUUCGUGGUUUGAUGUUGCUUGUGGACCAAGAGUGAAAGUUUACUAUCUAAAAGGAAGUUUGAAUUUUAUUUAUAUUACAGCACAGCCUCGACUUUGAGAGUGCUCUAUCCGUUUCUAAUCCCUGAUAAUUAUAACGAUCUCCACACUGGACAUCCAGUGGCGGAUCCAGUGCAGGGCACAAGGGGAAUGUGCUCCCCCCCCCCUUUCUGACCAGCUCGAAUAAAACUAGCUCACGAAGUGGUUGUGGCUUAGAGAAGCAGGACCAGCAAUCAAUUAUAGCAGAAUGCAGAAUAGCAGAAGAUCUCUAGUUGUAGACUUUUGAAGAGCAAUAUGAUAUCAUCUAUUUCUGCUAUCUCCUGCUACUAUGUAUAGCCCCGUUUACAUGAGGCCUUUAAUCCGGGUUGGAAUCCGGAUUAAACCUAACCGCAUUUGUGUAAACGGCCCUUAUCGGGGUUCUAAUCCGGAUUAGCCAACCCACCUUUGGAGGUGGUUCAGAUUGUGUCAGAAGCGGUUUAGCUGUGAGUAAGCACAAAGGGCUAAUUCUGAGGUGUUGUACAUGUUCGUGGGUGUUUCUAGAGUAAGCCUGUAGCUUCCUAUCAGUCCAAUGUUUGCGCAAAUGAAAUUAGUGAUCAUUUUACUAUGCCCACUACUCAGAAAAAUCUGACCCGGAUUCGACCCGGAUUAGGUGUCGUGUAAACGGGGCUUAUGUCAUACUGUCAUCAAUCAAUCCAUGAUCAGAAAAGCUACACUGAUUGGGCUUUAAAAAAUCUGUUGACUUUUUUUUUAAUGAACAUUUUCUUCAAACUGCACCCCCUUUUCAAAAUUCCUGGAUCCGCCCCUGACAUCCCCUGCUUGGACCAAAAAUCUCAAGCCGCCCUGCAACGCGUUUUUUACUAGGAUCCAGUACUACCCAAUCCCACAGCAUACGUUCUCGUAAAAUUAACGCUGUUAACUUGGCUCACAUUAUGCUCUGAGCGGCUACACAGUGAAACAUAUCUGUAGCCAAUCCACUCUGACAAGGAGUCACGCUGCGAGCACACAUUGCCCUGUACUCAAUUUGCCCCGGUUUACCUCCCAAUUUCGUAAUGUGCUUUCCUGAGGGCUGGUCAUAGCACUAGGAUCAGCACGGUCGAGGACCUUACUAUCGUAUUAAAAUCUCUAGGUGCAUGCUGACACUGAUCCUUGCUUCCUAUAUUGGUUAUCACUUGCCUCGAUCAAUAAUUAUUAUGCAACGUGCUAACACAGUCAUCAGUCAUGGUCCGGCUCACCCUCCAAGGAGUGUUGCGGUAAUGGGAUAUAAGUUUGUACGUGUAGUUAGCAAGGUUAGCAUAUGUUUCUCGGAGUACUGAGAUUAACAAUGAAAUAUUCAUACUGUACUAUGUAUUGAAAUGAAAAUACUAAUAAAGAAUUAUCAUAGAGCAAAGUGUAAGCCUCGAUUUGAGGCCGAGGGUGGGCGUAUAUGAAUGAAAACUCGCCGUUCGCGAUUAAACGCCCAGUCCCCUAAUAAGCUUAAACUUCUAAGGGUGGGGAUAUUCUCGCGAUGGUACGGUAGACAUAUGGCUAGAAAGUUUGGGACUGAUAAUUAUGCCUUGUUCGCAUGUGCAAUGGUGCGUUGCAAAACUUGUCUUAGUCUAAUAUUGUUGCAAGUAUAGUUAGCUCUGCACUAGAUUCUACGCUAGCUGCAAGAGUGGGAAAAGAGCUGCAAGGCUGCACUGUUUCAAUGAGAGCAUGCGUAUAUAGCAGUUAAUUAUGGACUUUUUUUUAUUUUGGCAAUCUUUUUAGCAAUAAGUAUAGGAUAUACCACACCUACGAGGAUGCGCAACAGUAAUUCAUUCUGCAAAACUCAACUGUACGACGAAAUGGAAGAAGCAAUUGAAAGAAUGGUUCGUGAAGCUACUGCGUCCGCGAAUGCAGAGAUUGAAGAAGAAGUGAAAGAACUACAAAACUCCCUCUGUCCUAGCCUUUUACAGUGGCUUAAGACUCCUGUAAACACCUCUGCUUCUCCAGUUGCAGCAACAGAACAAGAGAACACUGCUCCCUCCAACUCCAACUCUGCAACAGACGAAGAGAAUACUGCUCCCUCCAACUCAAACUCUACAACUGAGGAAGAGAACACAGCUCCCUCUGCCGUUUUGCAAGAUAUUCAGCCCCACCCGUUGACAGUCUCUCACCAGCCCCACCCUCAUUCCAGCCGCUUUGGAGAGCCCAUUACUGAUGACCAACUACAGUCUGCAAUAAAAACGAGAAUACCAAAGAAGACAAAAAAAACCACCAAUUGGGGAUUCAAGGUAUAUACUGACUGGUGCACAGUGAGGGAUAUAUCUCAGCCAAUCGAACAGAUGGACAUAACCACCAUGAAUACCACACUAGCUAAGUUUGUUCAAGAGACGAGAAGGAGGGACAGCAAAGAGUAUCCUGCUACUUCACUCCACAAUAUUGUUGCUGCAAUUCAGAGACACCUUCGCGAGAAUGGACGACCUGAGAUUUCCUUUUUCGACGAAAAUUGUCCUGACUUCGAUAUGCUUCGAAAGAGCCUUAACGCAAGGAUGAAGCAACUGACGAAGAAAGGUGUCGGGAAUAUAAGGAAGCAUGCUCAGCCGAUCACUCCCGAAAUGGAGGAGAAAUUGUGGCAAAUGGGAAUAUUUUCUCGUUCUACUGGGGAAGGUUUGAUAAACAUUGUUUUCUGGUACGCUUGUAAGAUGUUUGGACUCCGCGGCGCUGAUGAGCACAGGGAUCUUCAGAAAGACCAGUUCAUCAUUGGAAAAGAUGACAAUGGAAAAUUUCUCCGCUUUGUUGGCAAGAGCUGCAAGAACUGGCAAGGAGGUUUGCACCAGCGAAAAAUUCAACCAAAAGACCUCCACAUAUAUGCAAAACCUGACCUUGAAGAGAGAUGUGUGGUCUCUUCAUUCUGCUACUACAUGUCACUUAUCCCAGAGGAUGGUCCCUUCUAUCGACGUCCGAUUGCUGAUAAUCCACCUAGGUUUUCGAAGCAAGUGAUUGGUGUCCACAAGCUCUCAAACAUCGUCAAAACAUUUUGCAGACAGGCAGGCUUUGAUGGGAACUUCACAAAUCAUUCAGGGAAAGUCACCUGUGCAACAGAGCUCUUUAAGAACAAUGUUGACGAACAGCUCAUCAUGCUCCAAACAGGUCAUCGAAGCCAAGAUGCUGUCCGAAUGUACAAAAGACCAACACAAGAGCACCACCAGCUUGUUUCGGACAUUCUCCAAGCACCAGCACCCAAACGCCACCACCAAGCUCCUUCGCACUCCGAUCAACCAACGAUUAAAGAAGCUUUGAAGCCUAUUGCAGCACCAAACUUCAACAUUAACACCUGUGGUGGAGGAACACAGAACAUUGUGAUUCAAUACUACCAGUCGCACUAACACUCCACACUUAACUCUCACCCUAACUUGUUAUUUAUUUAUUUUAUUUAUUUAUGUAAGCUUCAUACUCUUCAAUCUAUGAUUCAAUUACCUUUCCUUCAUUCUCUGUUAUUAGUAGUUGCAAUACAUGGACUGCGCAUGUGCGAUGUUGUAUUGGAAUAAUUACUGUAUGCCCUGGGCUGUAUCCUAAUAUUCUAUAUAUCCUACAGCUGUUGACCAAUGAGAUCAAUUUGUGGUGACGUAAGUGUGGUAUAAUCACAGUUGAUCAAUUCACACCAUUCCUUAUAUAGCUGCAUGUUGUACCCCACCCUUCUGUCAUGCAUGCCCUUGGCAACAAGUAUCUAGCUUCUUUUGGGCUGGUAGUACAGUACGCUCUCAAGGCAAGGGAGUUCAUGAGGAAUGCAGAGUUUAUGGUAGUUAAACCACACCCAAUUUCUAUGAUACAUACCCGGUAUAAAUUAUUUUGAACAUCAUUUUAGCAUAGAUGAUACAUGCAGUACUAAAUACCAUCCCCAGCUUGCUAUGCCCCUACCAUUGCCCUAUCGUACGCCCUGCCUUGCCCUAAUUAUUAUGCCUCGGUGCGCAGCGAGGUAGUUGGUAGUGCACCUGUGUGUAUACUGCUACAGUUGCUCAUGCAAGUGCAACUGGAGAUUCUCUGUGGGCCCCUGGUCAUGUUUCCAGGAUUUUGGUUUGUGGCAUGGUGGGUUCUUGAGUUGUGCCUAUAGUUCGCUUACUAGGAGGGUGUAGCAAAAUGAAUUUUCAUUUGCUUCAUUAUACUUGUGCACCUGCAUAAUGCUUUGCUAUUGCUUAUGCCAUAUGCCCUGCCUGUGUGCCCUGUACGCCAUUAUUAUUUGCUUCUAUUAAUGCAUGGCCUAUGCCAUCUAUUGUUAUGCUCCCUAAUGCCCUGCCCUGCCCGUUGCCUAUACGGCUUAUAAUAUACUGCUCUGCUCUAUAAUAUAGACCGCUCUAUAAUAUUCUGCCCCCUGCCCUGUGCCCACGGCUUGUACUAUAUACUGCUCUGCUCUGCUCUAUAAUAUUCUGUUCUAUAAUAUACUGCGCUCUAUAAUGUACUGCUCUGCUCUGCUCUAUAAUGUACUGCCCUGCUGAGGCUGCUCUAUAAUGUACUGCUCUGUAAUAUACUGCCCUGCUGAGGCUGCUCUAUAAUGUACUGCUCUGUAAUAUACUGCCCUGCUGAGGCUGCUCUAUAAUGUACUGCUCUAUACAGCGACACAUGCAUCAGUAGCGAAUUCCACUCUGACAUGGAAUCACGCGGUAAGCACACAUUGCCCUGUACUCGAUUUGCCCUCACAGUUUCGUAAUGCACUUUCCUGAGGGGCUUACAUUACGCUGGUCAUAGCGCCAGGAUCCGCUCGGUCGAGGACCUUACUAUUGUACAACUCUCUGCUGACACUGAUCUUGCUAUUACUUUGCCUCAAUCAAUAAUUAUUAUGCAGCAGGCUAAUGCAGGGGUUGGACAAUUUGUCAAUCCUCCCCAGCAUCUUUACUUCGUGCCAUAGCGCUCACUUGAUGUGUUCAUGCUUCAAUUCCUUGGGAGUAGGACUUUCGUCGAUGGGCUAUGACUGGUGGCUAGGCCACGUCUUUACCUCCAAUUACUUAAUUAGGGGAGCAAUAAUUAUAAUUAUUAGAAAUGCCUAGUUGUUAUUUAACCAGCGGGGUUGCAUUCCUCUAGUUAAUUAGAGGGGAUGCCUAACCCUAUAAUUAACAGUCAUCAGUCGGUCCGGCUCACACUCCAAGGAGCGUUGUGGUAAUGGGUAUAUAUGUUGUUUGUACGUGUAGCUAGCAAGGGUAUAGCAUCAUUAUGUUUCUCGGAGUACCGAGAUUAAUGAUGUUUUCAGUGCCUAUAAUAUUAUACCAACUAUUUGUCACACGCUGUAGCGAAAAAUAUAAUUGCCAACUAUUACCAAUACACUGCACUG
This is a messenger RNA of Halichondria panicea, 8929 nucleotides long. RefSeq lists its product as uncharacterized. Bases 5424 to 6992 code for a protein of 522 amino acids. The transcript has a single exon. Lineage: Eukaryota; Metazoa; Porifera; Demospongiae; Suberitida; Halichondriidae. Gene Ontology annotation, biological process: DNA recombination; DNA integration. The record is from RefSeq and is a predicted model, not a curated record. Gene Ontology annotation, molecular function: DNA binding.